UUGUUUAGCUGGGUCUCUGAACGACUAGCUAAAAAAUAGCUUUACGUACGUAGGUUGGUCAUAACUAUCUUUCUUUAAGUUACAUUACAGCUGAACGGGAGCAGCCUCGUUUCUACCAGCUAGCUUAAACCUGUUGAUACUAGACUGCUUGCGUUCAGCAGUAAUUUAACCAUGUGUAGGUAGUAACGACCAGCCUAUGUACGUUAAGCUAUUUCGAGCUAGUUGUUCGACUUAUAAAAUUAAUCUAAUUUGCGCAGCAGUAAGUUUUAGCUAAGGGUAGCUAGUAGCGACCAGCCUUUGUGCAUAAAGCUAUUUUUAGCUAGUCGUAGGGUACCGAAUAAAAUUUUUAGUCAGAGCCCUCUGUUUAAAUAAACAUACAUUUUUAUGGGUAUAGAAAAUUUGGCCAUAAUUGAUGGCCACCAGCUAACUUACAACGUUGGAGGCUAAUUAAAGCAAAAUUUUGGAGUGGUAAGCACUGGCUGCUGCUGUUAAUUUUACUUUAGUUUGGUUGUCAUUUUCGUGGGAAAAAUCCAAGUGUAACUGCCCUACCCAGGCCCUACCCAAUUCAAUUGAAACAGAUUGAAUACAGUAAAUUUAAAAUCUCCAAAUGAAAAUUCUCAUUGUUUUCUUUUAAUUUGCAAUUUUUUACGGUAAUUUCAUUUUUACUCCAUUUAUUGCUGGUUUUUAAAAAAUAAUCGAAAACACAAUCUGGCAACGCUUUCAAUUUUUGGCGCUCAGGCAUUUCCAGCUGCCAUUAUUCUAGUUCACUUUCGUCUCCAUGACGCGUUUUCUUUUUCGACGUGUGAAGUAGUUUAUAGUUUUGACUUAUCAGGAAUCGUUUUCCUAACAAUAUUGGAAAAAUGGGAAACCCCACAAUUCACGUUCUCGUUUGCUGCUUUAAAAAAGGUAAAACAGAGCUAGGUAUUGGGACUAUGGAUUCCAUAGUCUUUCCCAAAACAUUCGUGUCGCUUCCAAACCUUGAAGACAAGAUUCGCAUGCUCAAAGAGUUCAUUUCUGGGAAGACUGAUGUUGCUUUAAACUUCCCCAAGCACAGUGUUUCAGGUGAAGACCCAUCGAUCCAAUUGGAACUGAGAGCUGGGCAUGUAAUUACAUUCUCAGGUGAAGACAUGGAGGUGUUAGAAAUAACUCGUGAUGCAAUGAUGAAAUCUAAACCAAAAUCUGCACGCUCCACCAAAAUCUUGCACUCAACUCCAAAAUCCCAAGUGGCCCCCAAACCUGUUGCUUCUGUUUCAUAUGCCAAGAAGUCUUUGCCUCCAACAGUUGGGGAUACUUCAAAUUCAGAACCCAUAGAUAACAACAAGAGAAAAACAACGAAAAGAAAUCCAUCAAGAAGCAAAGAUCAACCAAUCCAUCAAGCAAUCAAACCAACAGCUGAUGAAGUCAGUGAUUUGGGUGUUAGUGCUCUACCAUCAUCUGAAAGCGAAGAAUCAGACUCUGGUAAUGAAGAAGUAGAUUGGCUGGCUCCAUCUCCUCGUACCCGCAACAAAAUCCCCCGGACUGAUGAUCGCUGUAUUGGUGGCAGUGCCUCAAGUAAUGGUGCCGUUCACUCGGCCGUUCAUCGCAAUGAAGUUAUUCUGACUCCUCCAGUAUCUCGGUGUAACACGCCAUCAUCUUUCCGAACUCCUUAUUGCCUUUAUUCCUUACUGCCUUAUUGUUUCCCUCAUCAACUUAGCAAUAUGUUUGCUGUUACACCCCUCUACAAGCUGCCAGUUAUGUGCCUUAUUGUUUCCCUCCAACUUAGCAAUAUGUUUGCUGUUACAUCCCUCUACAAACUGCCAGUUAUGCGCCUUUUGUUUCCCUCGUCAACUUAGCAAUAUGUUUGCUGUUAAACUCCAUUUGUGUCAUGCUGUAUAACCUAGUCUUUGCAUUUUAAUCUCGUCGUCAAAUACAAAGAAAUUUGAACUCA
This is a messenger RNA of Daphnia pulex (common water flea), 1927 nucleotides long. RefSeq lists its product as uncharacterized. Bases 861 to 1832 code for a protein of 323 amino acids. The transcript is spliced from 5 exons. NCBI's taxonomy places the organism in Eukaryota, Metazoa, Arthropoda, Branchiopoda, Diplostraca, Daphniidae. The record is from RefSeq and is a predicted model, not a curated record.